GUGGAAAUACUGAUAUAUUUGCUAUGCGUUUGUAUCGGUGGUCCGUUUAAUGUUAUUUGCUUUGGGCGAUCGCUUCGAUUGUACAUGAACGAUCGGAAGCAGCGGAACCAGAUACUUUUGCUUCGAUUGCAUUUGAACAUUGCCGAUCUGCUCACAAUGUUCAUCUACACACCAACGCAAAUUAUUUGGAUGAGUACUUUCCAAUGGUACGGCGGUGAUUUGUUGUGCCGUAUUUGCAAAUUUUUCUACACAUUUAGUUUUUAUUUGAAUUCUUUUGUAAUUGCUGCGAUAGCCGUUGAUCGAGCACGAAGUGCUUAUCGAAUAAAGUUAGUUUUAUGCGAUGCGAAACGCAAGUGA
Gongylonema pulchrum is the source of this 357-nucleotide messenger RNA. The record is from the annotation of a GenBank genome assembly. Lineage: Eukaryota; Metazoa; Nematoda; Chromadorea; Rhabditida; Gongylonematidae.